AUGGCGGGGUUGACGCUGUUUGUGGGCCGCCUCCCGUCCUCGGCUCGCAGUGAGCAGCUGGAGGAGCUGUUCAGUCAGGUUGGGCCAGUGAAGCAGUGCUUCGUGGUGACUGAGAAAGGGAGUAAGGAAUGCCGAGGUUUUGGCUAUGUCACUUUUUCGAUGCUGGAAGAUGUUCAGAGGGCUCUUAAGGAGAUUACCACCUUCAAAGGCUGCAAGAUCAAUGUAACUGUUGCCAAGAAAAAACUAAGGAACAAGUCCAAGGAAAAGGAGGAAAAUGAAAAUUUGGAAUCCCCAAAGAAGACACUGAAGCCUAAAAAAACCAAAGUGGCAGAUAAGAAAGCCAGAUUAAUUAUUCGGAACCUGAGCUUCAAGUGUUCAGAAGAAGACUUGAAGACCAUAUUUGUUCAAUUUGGAUCUGUCCUAGAAGUAAACAUUCCUAGAAAGCCAGAUGGAAAGAUGCGUGGCUUUGCAUUUGUUCAGUUCAAGAACCUCCUAGAAGCAGGCAAAGCUCUCAAAGGCAUGAACAUGAAAGAGAUCAAAGGACGGACCGUGGCUGUGGAUUGGGCUGUGGCCAAGGAUAAAUAUAAAGAUACUCAGUCCACCUCACGUAUAGGAGAGGGGAAGAACCCUGAACCUAAACAACAGGAAUCAGUUAAAGAGAAUGACAGGGGGGAAGAGGAUGAUGAUGAUGAUGAUGAUGAAGAUGAUACUGAGGAGGAGGAGACUGAAGAGGAAGAAGAAUCAAAGGUGACCAAACCUGUGCAGUUUCAGAAGAGAGCUGUCAAGAGAGCUGCAGCCGAGGAGAGCAGUGAAGAGGGUCUUCCUGACGACGACGAUAGUGACCUGGGCAGUGAUGAUAGUGACCUGGGCAGUGACAGAGAGGAACUGGCUCAGAGUGACACAGACGCUGACGAGCAAGGGGAGAAAGAUGUACAAACUUCAAAGAAAAAGAAGAAGAGGAAAUUACCCUCUGAUGUGAAUGAAGGGAAAACUGUUUUUAUCAGAAACCUGUCCUUUGACUCAGAAGAAGAAGAUCUUGGGGAGCUGCUUCAGCAAUUUGGGGAUCUCAAAUAUGUCCGCAUUGUCUUGCAUCCAGACACAGAGCACUCUAAAGGUUGUGCAUUUGCCCAGUUCCUGACUCAGGAAGCAGCUCAGAAAUGCCUGGCAGCUGCUUCUCCAGAGACUGAGGGUGGUGGGCUUAAACUGGAUGGCCGUCAGCUCAAGGCUGAUUUGGCAGUGACCCGUGACGAAGCAGCAAAGCUUCAGACGAAGAAGGUGAAGAAGCCGACCGGGACUCGGAACCUCUACCUGGCCAGAGAAGGCUUGAUUCGUGCUGGGACGAAGGCUGCAGAGGGCGUGAGCGCUGCUGACAUGGCAAAGAGGGAGCGGUUUGAACUCCUGAAGCAUCAGAAACUCAAGGACCAGAAUAUCUUUGUCUCCCAGACCAGACUCUGCCUACACAACCUCCCUAAGGCUGUGGAUGACCAGCAGCUCCGGAAGCUGCUGCUGAGUGCCACCAGAGGGGAGAAGGGGGUGCGCAUCAAGGAGUGUAGGGUAAUGCGAGAUCUGAAAGGUGCUCCUGGGAAAGGGACGGGCCAGUCCCUGGGCUAUGCCUUUGCAGAGUUCCUGGUCCACGAGCACGCCCUGACAGCCCUGCGCCACAUCAACAACAAUCCAGACAUCUUCGGGCCUCAGAAGAGACCAAUAGUGGAGUUCUCUCUGGAAGACCGGAGGAAACUGAAAAUGAAGGAGCUCAGGAUCCAGCGUAGCCUGCAAAAAGUGAGAUCUAAGCCUGCAAGUGGUAAGCCCCAGGGGGACCCGCCCAAGCCUGAGAAAGAGCAGCCACAGAAGGCAGCUCGGAACCAUACACAGACGCAAAGCAAGGCUCCCCCAGAGCAGAAGGGGAAGGGAGACUUCACCUUGUGGGCAGGCUUCCAGACCAAAGCAGAAGUGGAGCAGGUGGAGCUGCCCGACGGGAAGAAGAGAAGGAAGGUCUUGGUGCUCCCCUCCCACCGAGGUCCCAAGAUCAGGUUGCGGGACAAAGGCAAAGCGAAACCUCUCAUUCCCAGCAAGCCAAAGGCCCAAACCAACCAGAGGAAGCCAGAAAAACAAAGAUUGCCUUCCCAGCAGGCGCCGAAGACAAAAGUGAAGAGAAAUAAGACAGAGAUGCGCUUCGACCAGCUGGUUGAACAGUACAAGCAGAAACUCUUAGGACCUUCCCAAGGAGCUCCUCUUGCAAAGAGGAGCAAAUGGUUUGAGAGUUGA
Messenger RNA from Chrysochloris asiatica (Cape golden mole), 2265 nucleotides. RefSeq names its product RNA binding motif protein 28 (gene RBM28). Gene Ontology annotation, molecular function: RNA binding. Bases 1 to 2265 code for a protein of 754 amino acids. The record is from RefSeq and is a predicted model, not a curated record. NCBI's taxonomy places the organism in Eukaryota, Metazoa, Chordata, Mammalia, Afrosoricida, Chrysochloridae. The transcript is spliced from 19 exons.